This is a messenger RNA of Sphaeroforma arctica JP610, 177 nucleotides long. RefSeq lists its product as hypothetical. The record is from RefSeq and is a predicted model, not a curated record. The transcript is spliced from 2 exons. The annotation marks the transcript as partial. NCBI's taxonomy places the organism in Eukaryota, Ichthyosporea, Ichthyophonida.
AUCAAAGGGCCUGAGACUGUGCUGCUCCGCGAAGAUGGUCUUAUGAUUGCCCUCAUCAAGAACGGAUCAAUUGCCGAGUUGGAUGUGGCAUCGAACACAGUCAAUGAAUGGGCAUAUACUGGUGGUCGAUGUCUGGGUGGUGCAUUCGACAAGAACGGAGAUCUCAUUGCAGCCCAG